Molecule: messenger RNA, 2370 nt
Organism: Dreissena polymorpha
Lineage: Eukaryota; Metazoa; Mollusca; Bivalvia; Myida; Dreissenidae
Exons: 2
Coding region: 117-1316 (399 amino acids)
Biological process (GO): protein deubiquitination
Cellular component (GO): cytosol; nucleus
Molecular function (GO): cysteine-type deubiquitinase activity; cysteine-type endopeptidase activity
Source: RefSeq, a predicted model, not a curated record
ACCCAUUUUGGACUACUCAUUAUAAUGAUUUGGCAAACAGUAUCAUAGAUCAAGCUUUUGCAAAAAGGUUAAGUAUCAAAAAGGACAAAGAGGAACUGAUUCGCAUCGUGCAACUUAUGUUUAUAGACACCGAUACAAAUGUUAUUAUGAGAGUGCUUGAAAAGUUGAUCGAAACCCAGGAAUAUCUGGUAGCUGAAGCAGCACCACACAUAAGUCAAGAGGAUUAUGAAACCUUGACUAAUUACCAAAAGAACAAAUCUGUUAAACCAAAGGUUUUAAAAAGACAAUUUGACGAUAAGUUAUCUCUCGGAGGCCCAUCAUGUGACAUUAAGAAAAGGAAAUUACCAACCCCAAAACAAAAAUUGUCACCUCUUGAUCCCAUACCUAAUGAAAAUUUGCUGUCCCUAAAAACUCGACCUGAUAUUUCCAGACAAACAUUUAAAGGUUUGCAAAACAGUGGAAAUAAUGUGUGCUUUUUGAAUGCCCCAAUUAUAGCUCUUUGCCAUACCAGAAGUUUUGAUGCCUUCUUAAGGGAGUGUCAAUACUUGCACCAGCAAUGCUCUGGUUACCACCUUCAAAAUGAGAUUUGUCCUCUUUGUGCACUGAAUGAGGUUGUAAAUCGUGCCUAUCGGCAUCACAAUUUACCCCUAAGGGAUCUCCCUAAAAUGCCAAUUAUAAAACUAACAGAGUCCCUGCUCCCUGGUUGGCGCCUAGGAAUAGAACACGAUGCGGAUGAGUUCCUUGUUAAACUUUUUGACCUUCUUGAUCAAACAUACGAUUGCCAAAUUCACAAGGGAACUGUCAAAACUACAAAAACAUGUCAAAGUUGCAGUUCCUCAAAAAUCAAAGAACAAUUCCGAUCCCAAAGAAUCUUAAUCAAUCUUGUAGAUAUAGAAGAAGCACAAAUACGUAUACAAGAGGGCAUUAACAAAUGGCUAAUGGAACAGAAAUUGCUUAAUUGUGAACAUUGUGGUGAAAAGUUACAUGAGGUCAAACGUGAAUUGGUCAGACCGCCCAGUCUCCUGAUAAUAAAUAUUCAUCGUAGGGCACAAAAGAGAAUCUCUCUUGAUAAUAACAUUUUUAUUAACAACGAGACCUAUGAGUUCAAAGCGUCUGUCAAUCAUCACCACCAACACUACACUACUGUUGGGUGUGUUGAUAAUAAUCACUAUAUUUUUUACAGUGAUGAGCGUGUUCAAUUGUGCCACGGAAAUUUAGAGGAAACAGAACAACAAAAUUUUUCCAUAAAUACAGUGAGAACACCACUUGAAGAAUGUGCCAUUGUUUUAAUCUAUGAACGACAAUUGCAUUUAUAACUUAAAAUUACAUCUGGGAAAUAAAUACCAUGUCUCUAAUGGAACAAAUUAUAUUCAGAAAACAUGAGUACAUGCAUGUAUGUAGGCACCUAACAUACAACUGCUAGGCACAUAUAAUCAAUUUUGUUUACAUAAAUCUGAUAUUACAGACAAAAUCAUGUUCACCAUCAUAUCAGAGAUUUACGUAUUAAAUGCAACGAGAGCCUGCGACGCAAUGGAUAAAUCAUCUUCGUCAAAUCUAUUUAACAUAUAAACAAAAAACAAAAUAUCUACAAACAUGUCAAACAAAUAUAAUCCCAAUAAAAAGGUUGUCGGAAUAAACAUAGGAAAUUUGUAUCAAAAUAUAAAUAGACUACUUAUAACCUGUAUCUUGUCAGCCCACUCUGACCCAUCAACAAUAGCCACGAGAGGUGUCGCCGAGCAGGGCAUAGAUGACAGGUCCCUCGACGCAGCGUCAUCGGCUUCUUGUCUAUUCGCCCUGCUCUGGCUGCAUCUGUUGAAAGGCACAUAAAAUCGACAAUUUUUACAUAAAUCUGAAAUUACCAUCGUCAAAUCUAUUUAACAAAUAAACAAAAAACAAAAUAUCUACAAACAUGUCAAGCAUAAAAAAUAUAAUCCCAAUAAAAAGGUUGUCGGAAUAAACAUAGGAAAUUUGUAUCAAAACAUAAAUAGACUACUAAUAACCUGUAUCUUGUCGGCCCACUCCGACCCAUCAACAAUAGCCACGAGAGGUGUCGCCGAGCAGGGCAUAGAUGACAGGUCCCUCGACGCAGCGUCAUCGGCUUCUUGUCUAUUCGCCCUGCUCUGGCUGCAUCUGUUGAAAGGCACAUAAAAUCGACAAUUUUUACAUAAAUCUGAAAUUACCAUCGUCAAAUCUAUUUAACAAAUAAACAAAAAACAAAAUAUCUACAAACAUGUCAAGCAUAAAAAAUAUAAUCCCAAUAAAAAGGUUGUCGGAAUAAACAUAGGAAAUUUGUAUCAAAACAUAAAUAGACUACUAAUAACCUGUAUCUUGUCGGCCCACUCCGACCCAUCAACAAUAGCCACGAGAGGU